Messenger RNA from Patella vulgata (common limpet), 2156 nucleotides. Its product is annotated as forkhead box protein E1. The coding region runs from base 156 to 1760 and encodes 534 amino acids. Gene Ontology annotation, molecular function: RNA polymerase II cis-regulatory region sequence-specific DNA binding; DNA-binding transcription factor activity, RNA polymerase II-specific. Lineage: Eukaryota; Metazoa; Mollusca; Gastropoda; Patellidae. The record is from RefSeq and is a predicted model, not a curated record. The transcript has a single exon. Gene Ontology annotation, biological process: anatomical structure morphogenesis; cell differentiation; regulation of transcription by RNA polymerase II.
GAUAGGUCACGUGUUCUGUUUACUUGUCUGGUUGAGUUGAAGUUGAUGACAACUGGCGUGGAAGAAGACAAAUAAAGAAAAUAAUUUUGGAGUAAUAAUUUCUGGAAUGUGACAGACGAUAUUUUGGAUAUAAAAGUUGUAGAAAAGCCAUCAACAUGCAGACCAGUUCUACACAUCUAACCGAUCGAACAAACUUGCAAACUGUAUCUGAAACAAUUUCAAGUACUGCCAACACAGAUUUUCAACCCAAGUUGGAAAAUACGCCAAAUAUGAACCAGUACGCUUCUGCAUACGGUACCAGUGAUAAGAUAGACAACAUGGCGGCUAGAUUGGAUAACUAUAAUGGAUAUUCAAGUUAUUUCCCACCAGAGCCAACUUUCUACAGGAAUAUCCCCUACAUACAGAAUAUUCAAAACACCCAAAGUAUGACGUCAAACACGGGUUAUCGAUAUCAGAAUUACGUCAGUGGUCGAACGGGAUAUGACGUAUUGGAGGAAUCACAGAGGCCUUUGGUUAUUGACGAAGAAAAGUCACAAGAUGGCAUCAGAAGUUGUGAACAAUCUCUGGUUAGUGUGAGUAGUGAUGGUGACGAGAAUAGGGAAAAUCUCCCAGCAGAAACUAGCAGUGGCAACGAGCCGGAUCAGAUUCAAAACGAAGAAGACCAGGAAGAAGACGACAGUCCCAAAACUACAUCACGUGGUUCGAGAAAAAGAAAGCGACCUAUUCCAAAAGGGAAACCCCCAUACAGUUACAUUGCUCUGAUAAGUAUGGGUAUCGCAAACUCACCAGAGAGGAAAUUGACCCUUCACGAGAUUUACAGUUUUAUAACGGAGAGGUUCCCGUAUUAUCGAGAUCAUCCCAACUCCAAAGGUUGGAGGGGUUCAAUUCGCCAUAACCUGGCCCUAAAUGACUGUUUUGUUAAAUUGGAUCGUAAGCCGGGUAUGAAAGGUCACCAAUGGGCUAUUGACCCUGAUUAUGAAGACAUGUUCGAUCAUGGCAGCUUCCUUCGCAGACGUUAUCGAUUUAAAGAUGGGGCCAAGAAGAAACCCCGAAACAACGAAUCGAAUCCUAACGCCAUUGUUCUACCAAAUCAUGGUUAUGGUUAUCCAGGAGAUGUUGGAAUCGUCGCCCCAGUAACCAACAUGAUUCAUAAUACCUGGCCUAUGCCUGUAGGUAUUUCUAACAACACCUCUCCUUCAUCCAGUGGAUCGUCCCCAGAAUCAACCCCUCUCGCCAGACCACAGUUAUCGGACAAUGCUGGUCCGAUAUGGAAUCCAUUUGUCAGUCAGCAUAGCUCUUACAACCAAAGUCCUACAGGAUCGGAAGGCUACGUAUCGAAAUCACCAAUUGAAAAUUCGCCUUAUGGUAGUUCGUGUUCAUCCCAGGUUUCUCCGAUAUCUCCUGUUGAUGACGAAAGUUGCCGAGAAGAAUCGACAAGCGCCGAAUCGUCCCCGGGGUCCCGAGACCCAACGACGUGCUAUGUUAAUUCCCAGCAACAGAUGAUGAAUCAAAUGACAGCUUAUUGGAAUAAUCAGGCUCUACAAGGAUAUGGUAUGAAUAUGAAUUUCAUGGAGGCCUUUCCUUCAAGUAUGAACAUGAACGCAUUCACUAACUUGUACCUCAAUAGUGCCUCUAAUAUGACCGACACAAAUGUUCGAAAUUAUCCGUAUCCCCCUAUGAACGUCGUAGCUGGAUGUAACGGUGGUCGUCCAGUUCCUCAGAAUCAAAGUGCUAAUUCCCCUGAAGGAUGGACCUCCUAAAAAGGACACACUAGCCCUUGGCAUUAAAUGUGCUUUUAGACAAUUAUAAAGAGAAUUAAGCUAUUUGUGUAAAUUGUACUUAAUGUAUUAUUUUGUUAUACUCUAUUUAGAUUUGAAUUUAAUCCCCCAUUUUGUAUUUUUAAAUGGAGUCAGUCAGAUCGUUUUGUUAAAGUGACGACUAAGUUAUUCAUUUUUUUUAUUAAGCGGAAGUGACGUUUUAACUCACUAUAUAAUAAUGUGAAUGAUAAAUUUGUGAUAUUCAUAUCAACUCAUUGGCUCAGCAUUACGUUAAAAAGUUUCUAAAUUGCCCCACUAUUAUUUCUCUCCUGACACCUGUUUCACCUAUCAAGAUGUAAAUGUGUUAUUUGUUAUAAAUUAAAACGUUUUGGUUAAAUU